GCAUUACGUCAUGGGAGGACCGGUGCACUUGCACUGAUCGCAGUGGAUCUGUCUUGGUGGAUUCUUAAGGUUUGCAGUGCUACACGAAGAGAAGCAUGCACUCACAGAGAGCAGCGUGCAGCCUUUUGUCUUCAGAUGGUCUGGUUUGGUUUCUCAUCUGUCAGUAAACCCGACAGAAAUAAAGUGAAUCGCACAGAGCAGGGUGAAAGGCGGGACUUCCUUCGGACAUAAACGGGUCCCGGCUGUUUAUCUCUGCGUACAGCUUGAAGAAGAGCCAGUGCAGGAUCAGAUAUCGAGGCUCUUAUUUCUGCACAAUGCUGCACCGCCUGCUGCGAGUAGGCUAUAGCCCUCUUCUCUGCGUUUGGGUCCUGCUGCUCCCUCUGGUUUCCCUGAACGAACAUGGCCAUGAGAACCAUAAUGUGAGAGACCGCCCCAAGCUGCUUCUCGUCUCCUUUGAUGGAUUUCGCUGGGAUUAUAUCGACCGGGUCCCGACGCCUAACUUCCACAAACUCAUUGAGGAAGGGGUGAACGUGGAUCAGGUGGAGAACGCGUACAUCACCAAGACCUUCCCUAAUCAUUACAGCUUGGUGACGGGGCUGUACGCUGAGACGCAUGGCAUCGUGGCCAAUGAGAUGUACGACCCUGCUUUAAACCGCUCCUUCUCCAUGGAGACGGACAGCAUUUAUGAAUCACAGUGGUGGGAGGAAGCCGUGCCUCUCUGGGUGACCAUCCAGAAAGCUGGAGGGCGGAGCGGGGCAGCAAUGUGGCCAGGGUCUGAUGUAAAGAUCCAUGGCAUAUUCCCAAACCAGUACCUCCAUUAUAACGCUUCAGUCUCCUUUGAAACCAGAGUGAAGCACAUCAUUGAGUGGUUUUCUGCGCCCAAAGGAGAAGCUGUGGAUUUUGGGGUUCUGUACUGGGAGGAGCCGGAUGAGAGCGGGCACAAACUGGGACCGCAGAGUCCCCAAAUGGAUGUUGUCAUCUACGGGAUCGAUCAGAAGCUUGGAUUCCUCAUAGACGAGCUGACGAGGGCAGGGCUGUAUGAGAAAAUGAAUCUGAUAGUCACCAGUGAUCACGGGAUGGCGCAGCUUUCCCCUGAUAACAUCAUAGAGCUGGAUCAGUAUGUGAGCAGAGACCUGUACACCUGGGUGGAUAAGAGUCCAGUGGUGGGAAUACUGCCCAAAGAAGGAAAGCUUGAGGAAGUUUAUGGAAAGCUUGAGGAUGCAAACCCGAACAUGGUUGUGUUCAAGAAGGAAAACAUUCCCCAGCACUUCCACUAUCAGCACAACAUCAGGAUCAUGCCCAUCAUCAUCGAGGCCAAAGAAGGCUGGACCGUGGUGCAGAACAGGAGCAGCCCCUUCAUGAUGGGAAACCAUGGCUAUGACAACACUUUACGCAGCAUGCAGCCAGUGUUUGUCGCCCGUGGGCCAGCCUUUCGCCAGAACUACAUCAAGACCUCCAUGCGCUCCGUCGACCUUUACCCUCUCAUGUGCCAGAUCCUGUCCAUCAAGCCUCUCCCAAACAAUGGCUCCCUCUUAAACGUUAUAGACCUGCUCUCCCCAGACACGACUCCAUCCACGCCCAGCACCCCUCCCAGGGUCACCGGGCACUCCUAUGCCCCCGUCGUUGGUUCUCUCCUGGGUGUGGUGAUGGUGCUGGGCUUUCUGGUGGUCUACAUUAGACAAGUGACGCUCAAACAGCUGCCCUCGCUCAAACACAGACGCAGGGAGAUGUCUCAGCCCUUACUGCAAGAGGACUUGCACCUGUAGCUGAAGAGGAAGAAUGGAAGACAUAAAAGAAGAGGAGAUAUUGCUCCCCAAGGUAGUCUGCUCUGCACAGAAGCAUCCCCCGAACGCUUCCCUUAUAACGACUUAAUGCCAGUGUGAUUCUCUUUUUAUUAGACGGAGAUCAAGGGAAUUUAAUCUAACCUCCUAAUCAUGUAUAGAGGUGAGGUAAACCCUGUUUGCUUGUUUGUAAGGGAAAUGUCAAGGGUUUGCUUCUGGUGCAGGCUUAAUCAAGAUAAUAAACCUUUACAUGGGCUUUAUAGUGGCUUUGCUUUGAUUGUCAAUUCUGCCUACUAUCAUCUCGUCAUCUUCAUUGUCAUUUAAGAGUUUAAAAUAAGAGUGGAAUUUCAACCUGUGAAUCCAGGUCGGAAGCAUCAUCAGCCAACACCAUGAUAAGGUAUCAUAAAGGUGUCAGUACGCUUUGACAGGGGGAGAGAAACAGUACAAGUUGAAAUGUGAUAAAUGCAAACACUUUAAGACAAUCGUUACUUGAUGGCAUUCAUAGUGUUGCACUUGUUAUAUUAAGGAAACAGAAUUAGCUUGAGUAAGAAGCUCAGACUUUGCUUACUUUUCUCCCGUCUAAACAUCUGACCUGUAGCUGAGCUGAGUGUACAAGAUGUCAAAUAGUCCACUUUGAAAGGUUACAUACAUUUUCAGACUAAGCCCAAGGGUGGGCUAGGUGACACAACAGUUGGUAGAGGACUGAUUGACUCUUGAUAGAGGAUUUCAGUGCAGUGUGGGUAGACUACAAUGAUAGAUUUUGGACAUUUUUACUCAAUAUGCAGUUUUUUUGCUUGAAUGUAAUGUACACACUGGUGUACAAAUGUGUCCCUCACUCCAAAGCAUUGUUUUAGCUGCUGAGACCCAAACACUUUGUCUCCUUAACAAUGGACAGAAAACAAGCAGAAAGAGGGUCACCAAAAAAAAAACUGUGUAAGUGAAUCCAGUGACGGUAACGUUAUGCUAAGUAUAAGAUCAGAAGUGACAGAUCACCUAGCAGCCCCCUCACCAGACAUGCUGUGCCCAGUACAAAAGUGAGGUUUGGAGAUUGUUUAUUUUAUCCCCAAUUCUGUAUUAGAAUGUUUUAUGGAUUUGGUCUAUUUGUCUUAGAGAGUAGGUAACCUCUGCAGUGUCUUAGCUCACGUCAAAAACCCUGAACUGUGAAAAAAAGAACACUGAAAGAAUCCUAAUGUACAAACUUACAAAGACCUGAGCUACGUUAACUAGUGAAACUUUUGGUUUCUUUAGGCUCCCUUCAUUCCAACUAUACUCCUCAUCUGGCAGAAAUAUCAAAAUAUUGUGACAAAUUGGGCGGGAAUCCCAGAGUGACUCAAAGUUUGAUAUGAUUCGAUAUCAUACCAUGCCACACUUGAUGCAUUACCGAUGAUAUCGGUUACAUCACGAUUCAGUCAUUCUGAGAUAACUGAUUCAAUUGCAAGACAAUCACAUAUUGAUACAUCAUGAUAUCUGAUUGACUUUGAAAUUAAGAAACUCUUCUUAAAGGUAGACUACAGGAUAAAGAUCAUUAGCGCUACUUUAAGAAGUCAUAAAGUCCAAAUGGAAGGUAUAUUUGAUUGGAGUGCUGUAUUACUUAUAAUUAGAAUAUUGAUACAACAAUUGUAUCCCCCAGAUCAGGACUGAUGCCUAGUCCUCCCUACCAACAUAUAUUGUUAUUAGUAAUUCUAGAAAACCUAUCAUGAUAAUAUUUGUGCCAUAUUGCCCAGCUCUACCCAAUUCCCACCACCAACAUCAGUUUAGUAUAAAUAGAAGAGGUCUCAGAUGCCAUUAUCCAUUUAAAAAGCAGUUCUUUUGAAGCAUACUGACACCUUUAUUACCCGACAGUAAAUGGGCAUUUUCAAAUCUAUGCAAAGAGAUUUGUAUGUCAUAAGGUACAGAAGGAAAAGGCCUUGCCAGGUUUUUGACACUAAUUGUUCUACUUGUAGUCUGAGCACUGAAUCAGCUGCUCCUUUGAAAUAAACUGUGAUGAAUCAGAAAAGUAUUCAAUAACCAAACAGUUCCAGGAGGUCAGCAGGAGUCAGCACUAAUUUUGAAUAUUAUACUUGGAAGCAAAUGUUACUCCAGAGUCUCACUCCAUGUGCCAGACUACUGCUCAUACAUGUAGGUCAUUCCAUGAUUGCUCUUUAAUAGUCAGUAACCAUUUGCCUUUGAAAUAACAGAGACAUCUCUCUAAUGUGUGCAGUCGUUUGUGUGUCAGUCUGUUUUUUUGUAGCAUUUGUGUCUGGAGGACAUUUUUCUGUAUAGAUGACCGUGUACUGCCCUCCUGUUCAAACAUGGACUGUCAUAACCAUGGCCAUUUGUUGUUGAAGUGUGAAGUGCAAUUGCUAUUGGUCAGUAUUUCGUCUUAGGGAUUUUUAAGGGUUUUGUUGUUGCUCGGUUGAGAAGACUAUUUUGGCAUGACUUGCGAGAACUGUUCCCCUGAUUUGCACUAUAGGAUAGAAAUGAAACAGAAGGAAGGGGCAGUCGUUCGAUGCUUUGUAGGUCAUGUUUAAUUUGCACUUGUUGUUUGUAGUAGCUAUUUGAAACAUUAAAAAAAAGUGAGGUGUCUCUUGCCAAAAAGCUUUUUAACAAGUGUAGUAAUAGAAAGUCAAGUAGAAUCCAAAUCUUCAAUUAAGAACUCUAAUAUUUUUUCAGCAUCAUUUGAGAAGCAAUUGGUUCUAUUUCUGUCUUCUGCUUUUAGAUGCACUGACUAAUACCUGUGGCCCAAAAAUGACAGACAUCACUGUGAUAUAUAGUUUUUACUAAAUUUUAAAUUCAUAAAUUGAAAGAAUUUAUAUGGAAAUUGUUAAUUUUCUGAUAAUUGUUGUUUUAUGAAAGAGGUGUCUGAUAAUUUUCCCCUGAAUUUUUGAAAGAUUAAAGAAAUAUAUCAAGAAUAUAUUUAAAUAAUUAUGUGGAAAUUAUUUGAAAGAAUGGAUAUUAGAUCAGGUUUAUCUCAGUGGAUUAUUAACUGGAUUAGAAUUAUGGAUAUUUAAUAUGAUUAACAAAUUAACUAUCUUUGCCAUGUUGAUGCAAUUAAAGAGUCUUCUGAAACUAAA
Notolabrus celidotus (New Zealand spotty) is the source of this 4834-nucleotide messenger RNA. It is a transcript of the gene enpp5, whose product is annotated as ectonucleotide pyrophosphatase/phosphodiesterase 5. The transcript is spliced from 4 exons. NCBI's taxonomy places the organism in Eukaryota, Metazoa, Chordata, Actinopteri, Labriformes, Labridae. The coding region runs from base 315 to 1766 and encodes 483 amino acids. The record is from RefSeq and is a predicted model, not a curated record.